UCCUCAGAGAAAACUGUCAUCUUUGUUUCUCUCCCAUUGAUCCCGAUUGAUUCUCUCGCCUUAAACGUUUCAUCGAGCGACUUAAAAUGGCGCAGCAGUUUGUGCAAACUAAGAUCAAAGGAGACAAAGUAGUGCUGUUCAUCAAGCCCACGUGCUCCUUCUGCAUUACGGCCAAGGAUGUUUUGUCAAAAUACAAAUUCAAGCCGGGACAUUUUGAGUGCAUCGAUAUAAGUGGACGUGGCGACAUGGACAACCUGCAGGACUACUUCCGGGAACUCACCGGAGCGCGCACGGUCCCGAGGGUGUUCAUCGGCGAGGAGUGCGUCGGAGGCGGCAGCGACGUGGCGGCGCUUCACAAGAGCGGUAAACUGGAGAAGAUGCUGCAGUCUAUCGGAGCCCUGCAGUGACCGGCUGCAGACCUCCAGGCAUCCGGGGGGCGGUCACAUGACUAUGCAGCGGGACUUGCGUAGUUUGCGUCGCCGCUGCUGGUACUCGCUGAGCUCCUGCAGGUAGCCUGUGGACGGCCAGCGGAGCCUCUCCACCUGCUCACGCUCCUCCUCUGCAACACGUAUAAACACAUCAAAUGUAGUCACAGCUGAACCCUCACACCUGUAUUUACUGUGCUUGGCAAGUAAAUGUAACAUGUAUACUUACAAAUGCUUGCAUGGUUGCCAAGAGUACAGCCAACAUGGCUGAAUUGUCUGGUAAGACUUUGUUUAUACCAACAAGCAUCAUGAGCUGUGGCCUUAUUCUGACCUUUGACUUCUGUUGUGCCCUUAAUUUCCCGUCCAAUGACCUGAAAUCUAUUCUAGUGUGAAUGACUAAUGAUGACAAUAAAAACAAUGCUAUUAACCGGA
Gasterosteus aculeatus aculeatus (three-spined stickleback) is the source of this 857-nucleotide messenger RNA. It is a transcript of the gene glrx, whose product is annotated as glutaredoxin (thioltransferase). The record is from RefSeq and is a predicted model, not a curated record. Gene Ontology annotation, molecular function: glutathione disulfide oxidoreductase activity. NCBI's taxonomy places the organism in Eukaryota, Metazoa, Chordata, Actinopteri, Perciformes, Gasterosteidae. Gene Ontology annotation, cellular component: mitochondrion.